AGUUUGACUUCAUGAUGUCUUUCAAACAGCUUUGUGCUGUCCUUUUAGUGGUGUGUGCCCUGAAAUUCAGCUCUACUCAGUCGAGCUGCAGAGGACGAUGCGGUGCUGAGUACUACAGGGGUCACACGUGUCAGUGUGACUACAGUUGCCUGUCUUAUGACGAGUGCUGCAGAGACUAUGAAUCUGCGUGCACCACAAAAAACUCAUGUAAGGGUCGCUGCGGGGAAACCUUCAGGAGAGGACGGCAGUGCAGCUGUGAUGCAGACUGCUCAAAGUUCAAGCAGUGUUGUCCAGAUCACAGCGACCAUUGUGAUGAAGAUGAAUCGACUCUGACUGAAGAAACAGUGGAUCCAUUCAGCGAGGGAAACGUCGAAGAAGCUUCAGAUCCUACAAGACGCCCGGAUCAAGGAACAACUCUGCCUCAGACCACAAGUGAGGAAGACUCCAAUCAGACCACUACAACUUCAUCCAUUACAGCAACUACAACCAUCAUUCUCCCUACAGCAGAACCAGAACUCACAAGUGCGGAAGACUCCAAUCAGACCACUUCAACGUCAGAACCUACAACUUCAUCCAUUACAGGAACUACAACCAUCAUUCUCCCUACAGCAGAACCAGAACUCACAAGUGUGGAAGACUCCAAUCAGCCCACUUCAACGUCAGAACCUACAACUUCAUUCAUUACAGGAACUACAACCAUCAUUCUCCCUACAGCAGAACCAGAACUCACAAGUGCGGAAGACUCCAAUCAGACCACUUCAACGUCAGAACCUACAACUUCAUCCAUUACAGGAACUACAACCAUCAUUCUCCCUACAGCAGAACCAGAACUCACAACCGUCAACACGCAGGACUCAAAAUCAGCCUUGGAAACCUCUCAGGCCACCACCUCUCCAACAGAAACCUCAGAGGCAACCACCUCUGAUGCCAACACAGAUUCCAACAAGGAAAACAUCACAACAAGCCCACCAUCUUUUCUGGCAGACGUUGAAGAUCCAUCCACCACCACCUCUCCAACAGGAGCAGAAGUUCCCACACCUACAGUUUCGAUGCAAGAUCAGACCAAAGAUACUGUUGAACUAGAAUUAACUACUCCCGAUCCACUAAAAGUUACUUCCGAACCCACCUCCAAACCUCAGGACCAAACUGACUCAUCCACAUUAACACCCACCUCUAAACCCGAGAUCAAGCCUGUGGAUCCACAAAUCCAGAACACAGAUAACCCUGGAGACUAUCAAGGCGAUGACAACAAUGAUCCAAACCUGUGUAGUGGGCGGCCGGUCAGCGGAGUCACCACRCUGAGGAACGGAACCAUGGUGGUGUUCAGAGGUCACUACUUCUGGUUUUUGGAUAGGAACCACGUUCCAAGCCCACCCAGAGGUAUCACUCAGGUGUGGGGCRUCCCUUCUCCUAUCGACACCGUGUUCACCCGCUGCAACUGUCAGGGUAAAACAUACAUUUUCAAGGGAGGCAAAUACUGGAGGUUUGACAAUGAUGCUCUGGAUCCCGGCUACCCAAAGCUCAUUAAAACUGGYUUUGAUGGGCUGCGGGGUCACAUCACCGCUGCCCUGUCAGUUCCUCAGCACCAGAGCCGGAAAGAGUCCGUCUACUUCUUCAAGAGAGGGGGAUUUGUUCAGAAAUAUUCCUACCAGUUUGGUACCAGUCCAACAUGUGGAGGCUCAGUCCGCUUUCCUGUUUACACCGUUCGUGCCCGACUUGUCCGACAAGCAGUUUCUGUUUUAGAGCCAGAAAUCAACAUCCGGAGGUCCUGGAGAGGCUUCCCUCACACCAUCACAGCUGCCGUGUCGAUACCGAGCACCAGAGAGCCGGACGGGUACAAAUAUGUCGUCUUCUCAAGAUGUAAGUCAAAACAAUCCAGAUAUAACGACUUUUAUUUUGUGCUGCUGCAAAUAAUUAAAACAUUCUCAUAAAUUCAACAAUACCUUCAGUUAUUUGGUACUGAAAAUUGUCCAAAUUUCCAAUAUAAAUGUUUUYYCCCCCAACAAAAGGAUUUUAACUGCCAUUUUAAUGCCUGUAUGUACCCAAUUACUGCUGGCUGCAUAAUUAUAUCUGUAACAGUAGCAAAGAACUUCAUUGUGGAGUUGUUUCACAGGCAUUAGUGAACAUGCCGUCACUAUAAAUUUGCAAAUUACAACCAAAAUGUAAACAGUAAAAAUUUAAACAUCGACACACUUUAAUUUGGGCUGUCUACACUGAAAUUUUGAUAAAAACAAAACUUGAAUUGAGGUGACAUUUAAAGAGGUUUCCAGUAACAAAUGUGGUUUUAAUUUCAUCUUAUGUUUAUGCCACAAAACUGACCUUUAAAAAAACAAAACGUACUUCACUGUCUGCAGUGAACAUCAUGUCUGGGAUGUUUAAUUCAGUCUGUUCAGGGUGGAGCACUUCACUGAUGUAAAAAGACCAUAUGGAGCUGUUUCUACUCACUGUGUAGUAAAAAGUAUCUUAUUUUAAAUUGUGCAAAUAGUUCUGAGUAAAGCCACCAGUACACGUGUCUGGUCAAGAUGUUUUCACCGUCUAGUCGUUUACAUCACUGACAAAACAUUACAGCUCUUAAAACUCAGACUGAAGCAGACGACAGUCAUUAAACUGCAUUUUCCACAAACUGUGCUGGAAAAAAAAACAAGAUUGGUUUCUAGCAAAUUUAUUUUCAUUAAAUGGAAACUCAACUCCAUGAAAAACAUCCUAAAUUACACGCUCUGCUGUUUGUCAAACCUGACGACUAAAACGUUUCAUUUCUUUUGCAGCGACGUCCUACAACGUGAGAAUGACUGGUGAACGUCCCGUCAUCACGGUUCCUAAACCAAACACUUCGUCUCAGAGCAACACAUUCUUCAAAUGUCAAAAACCAUAACUGAAAAGCAACUAAUAUUCUUAAACAUUUUUUUCUUCUUCUUAAAAGAGAGCUUCAGCAGAUUACAAAAAGAACUUUCUAAACACAUUACAAAAUAACAAGGGAAAACUGGGCUACAGAACAAGGGAAAAUCACUUGAAAAAUGUGUUUCUGAUGCGUUUUGGUCAGGUUUG
Messenger RNA from Austrofundulus limnaeus, 3045 nucleotides. RefSeq names its product proteoglycan 4b (gene prg4b). Lineage: Eukaryota; Metazoa; Chordata; Actinopteri; Cyprinodontiformes; Rivulidae. The record is from RefSeq and is a predicted model, not a curated record.